Messenger RNA from Neohortaea acidophila, 1266 nucleotides. Its product is annotated as putative acyl-CoA dehydrogenase. The coding region runs from base 1 to 1266 and encodes 421 amino acids. The record is from RefSeq and is a predicted model, not a curated record. The transcript is spliced from 3 exons. Gene Ontology annotation, molecular function: flavin adenine dinucleotide binding. Gene Ontology annotation, biological process: fatty acid beta-oxidation using acyl-CoA dehydrogenase; butyrate catabolic process. Lineage: Eukaryota; Fungi; Ascomycota; Dothideomycetes; Mycosphaerellales; Teratosphaeriaceae.
AUGCUCGACUUCACUCUGUCCGACAAGCAAAAAGAGCUGCGAAAUGGCUCUCGCGCAUACGCAGCAAAGGUUUUGACCGGUGCUCACGCGGUCUACUCUAAGAAGCCGGAUCAGAAGGAAAGGUUUCGGUCCAUCCGAUCCUUCUACCGGACGGCCGUCGCAGCUGGCCAGAUCAAAGGUCAGAUUCCCGUCCCGCUUGGUGGGGCAUGCGAGUCUCUGCUCGACGCAGCCAUCAUCUUGGAAGAGCUGUACGCCACAGACCCCAGUGUGACUUUGACAGUCGCUGCUACGGGACUGGGUCUGACGCCACUGAUCAUGUCGGGACAUGCGAAGCUUCAGAAGAAGUAUUUUGCUCCUUUCUUGAAGGAUGAAGGUGAGCCUCUGGCUAGCUUGGUCCAUUCCGAGCCUGGCGGGACUGCCAACUGGCUCGAGAAAGGUGCAAAGGGACUGCAAACUACUGCAAGGAAAGAAGGAAACGAAUGGCUGAUUGACGGAGAGAAGGUGUGGACAACCAACAGCGGCGGUUGGGAUGGCAAGGGCGCCGAUCUUCAAUGCGUGGUCUGCAGACAGACAGAAGGGGAAUUCGCCGAUCCCUCGCAGGCCAUCAUCAUUCUGCUCGUCGACCGCGAGAUUGUUGCACAGAACGGUCCCAACGCCUACGAGAUUCUAGCGGAGCCGGAUUUGAUGGGCCAUCCUGCCACCACGGGCCCGCACAGCAAAUUCACCGACUUCCGAGUUCCAGAAGAAAACGUACUUGCGGCGGGCGAAGCUGCUGCGACGCUCGUAGAGCAGUCUUUCACGGCCUCCGCUGCGCUUGUGGGCGCCUUCUCGGUCAGCGUCAUGCGCGCCGCCUUCACUGCUGCACUCGACUUUGCGAAGAAAGACAGCCGUGGAGGGACGGUGCCUCUGAUCCAAAGGCAGAGCGUUGCGGAUCUGCUGAUCAACAUCAAAAUGCGGAUGGACUCGUGUCGCUUGCUGACGUGGAAGGCCUUGUAUUCGCUCGAGAACGGACCUGGGGAUUUCAAGGCUCGACAAGAGCUCUGUCUGGAGUCCAAGAUCUUCGCGUCGGACAAUUGUGUCAAGUGCGUGACGGACGCGAUGAGCGCGGUCGGCAUGCUCUCUUAUCGCACCGACCAACCCUUCGCUCGUCUAUUGAACGACGCAAUGUGUCUGCCGUUGUUCGAUGGUGGCAACAUUGGCAUCAGGAGACGCCAGAUGGAGAAGAUCUUCCAGCAGGAGGAUUACGAUCCCAUGUCUGCGUUCUGA